UUAAUGUCAAUGUCAAUUUCACUGCACUGCACGCACUUCACCUUGGCUUGUCCGAGUAUUGAGGCACCCGACCUACCUCAUAGGGACUCACCGCAAGGUCAACUCUUCGCUCUUCCCCGGAACCCGAGUCAAUCAUUGCCAACCUCGUCGAAUGGAUUGGAUGGAAGCCCCCCCAACCUGAACCAGGGAUGAUGAUGUUGAUAUCGUAGGUUACCCUAAAAAAGGAACCGAGCACACAAUGACAACUUUGAAAAGAAAUUGGCCGAGAAACCGAUAGAAUCUGUCGAAUCUCGGAAGAUUGUAUAGAAUUGGGUUUGGGUUGCGUUUGGAGCGAUAGCGUCUGAGCGUGUAAAUCGUUGUCGGGCUGCGGUUUUCGGCGGUGGUUGUUUCGAUUGACGUCUGUUGAAUCGGCCUGUCGUACGUAACUCAAUGGACACAAGGCAACGUUAGUUGUCGUGUCGUCGACUCGCCUCCCCCUGGUCCACCCAGGUCCUCAACAGCUUGGAGUGACAUGAGCCAUGUACCGGUACAAGGCCAACUCUCAUCGCUUUUUUUGGAUGAACCCUUCCUCCCGUCCCCAAUGAAAUUUGUUUUCAGGGCCCAGGUACCUCAGCCACGCGCUGAUCGACCCUGUCGCUCCAGGUACCGUCCACUGACCGCCCGCCCGCCGCUCGCCCCAGGCUACGGGACUCCAGGCCAGACCACGCCAGGUCACCCCUCCCCUCCUUCCAUUCCGACCCCUCCAUCCAUUGAGACCCCACCCGCCUGUCUUCCCCUUGAGCUUCCUUCACGUCCAGUGGUUUUUUCGGCCAGCAAGAGCUAUUCACUCGUGUCUGGUUCCAACUCCCGCUUCUUUUUGCUCCUCCAUUCUCACCUCUCUCAUAGUCUUGAGCAAUCAUCACUUUUCUCUUCCUCUUCCUUUUUGCCCCAUCUCUGUCAUAAUCUCUCCCUCUCCCUCCCGAUCCUCAAUUCCAACUUCAUUGUUGCAGCCCACUUGAGCUUGUCUACAGUGAAUUGAUUCAAAAAGGAAUAAGCCGACACUCGCCAGCUCAUUCCAUCUUACCUUUUCUCCGUUCCUCAUCAAAUCUUCAUAAUUCAGAAUGUCCGCCAAGUCGAUUCUCGAGGCCGACGGCAAGGCCAUCCUCAACUACCACCUCACCCGCGCCCCCGUUAUCAAGGCCAGCCCUCUUCCUGCGCCUACCACUCACAACCCUCCCAGCAGACUCGCCUCGCUGCACUUCCCUGAAGAUGCCAACGUUGCCGAUAUCCUGAACCAGGCUGAGGUCACCUACCCUUGGCUCCUCCAGCCCGACGCCAAGUUCGUCGCCAAGCCCGAUCAGCUCAUCAAGCGACGAGGAAAGAGCGGUCUUCUGGCCUUGAACAAGUCCUGGCCUGAGGCUAAGGCUUGGGUUGCUGAGCGAGCCGGUAAGGAGCAGCAGGUUGAGCACACCACUGGUGUUUUGAGGCAAUUCCUCGUCGAGCCUUUCGUGCCCCAUCCCCAAGACACUGAGUACUACAUCAACAUCAACUCAGUCCGCGAUGGCGACUGGAUCCUCUUCACCCACGAGGGUGGUGUUGAUGUCGGUGAUGUUGACGCCAAGGCUGAGAAGCUCUUGAUUCCCGUCGACCUCGCUGAGUACCCCUCCAACGAGGAGAUUGCUGCCACUCUCCUCAAGAAGGUUCCCCAGGGUGUCCACAACGUCCUCGUUGACUUCAUCACCCGCCUAUAUGCCGUCUACGUCGACUGCCAGUUCACCUACCUCGAGAUCAACCCUCUCGUUGUUAUCCCCAACGAGGACAAGACCUCUGCCGAAGUCCACUUCCUCGAUCUUGCUGCCAAGCUCGACCAGACUGCCGAUUUCGAGUGUGGUGUCAAGUGGGCUAUUGCUCGAUCCCCCGCUGCUCUUGGCCUCACCAACAUUGCUCCUUCCGCCGAUGGCAAGAUCAGCAUCGAUGCUGGUCCUCCUAUGGAGUUCCCUGCUCCCUUCGGCCGUGAGCUGACCAAGGAGGAGGCCUACAUCGCCGACCUCGAUGCUAAGACCGGUGCUUCCCUGAAGCUUACUGUCCUUAACGCCAAGGGCCGCAUCUGGACACUGGUUGCUGGUGGUGGUGCUUCCGUUGUCUACGCCGAUGCCAUUGCCUCUGCUGGUUUCGCCGACGAGCUCGCCAACUACGGCGAGUACUCUGGUGCUCCCACCGAGUCUCAGACUUACCACUACGCCCGAACUGUGCUUGACCUUCUCCUCCGCGCUCCCAAGACCGAAGAGGGCAAGGUUCUCUUCAUUGGUGGUGGUAUCGCCAACUUCACCAACGUCGCCAGCACCUUUAAGGGUGUCAUCCGAGCGCUGCGAGACUUUGCUCCUAAGCUGAUCGAGCACAAGACCGCCAUCUGGGUGCGACGUGCCGGUCCCAACUACCAGGAGGGUCUCAAGAACAUGAAGGCUGCUACUCAGGAGCUCGGCCUUGAUGCCAAGAUCUUUGGCCCUGAGAUGCACGUCUCCGGUAUUGUGCCCUUGGCUCUGGUCCCCGGCAAGUGGGAGGAGAGCAAGGCGCAGGAGUUCCAGGCUUAAAGGGGAUAAAAACUUUACCACGGAGAUGGUAUAGUAUCAAGAGAUGACGCAGGUAUGAAAUGAGAUACCUGUACUGAACGAAAUUUUGUACUGCAAGAUAGACAAACGGGUACCAUGUGGUGCGUUGCAAUUUCUAAGGCUUGGGACUAAUGAUGGUCGAACAAGCCGUGUAUGGCAGUAUUUGAGCUAUGACGGAAAGAAAGCUAAUAGAUCUGAUGACACUUAUGG
Molecule: messenger RNA, 2798 nt
Organism: Fusarium graminearum PH-1
Lineage: Eukaryota; Fungi; Ascomycota; Sordariomycetes; Hypocreales; Nectriaceae
Exons: 3
Coding region: 1101-2570 (489 amino acids)
Biological process (GO): tricarboxylic acid cycle; succinyl-CoA metabolic process
Cellular component (GO): succinate-CoA ligase complex
Molecular function (GO): succinate-CoA ligase (ADP-forming) activity
Source: RefSeq, a predicted model, not a curated record